AUUGUUUUGGUAGCCAAGCUGGUCAGUUCAGGUACUCACUAGGCCACCAUCGAAGAAAAACAAAUUCACCAGACACGACGGCAGGUGUAGCAAUGGCGGGGAGCCGUGUCUCGACGUACGUCCAAUCAAGAGCUGCUGAUUACUCCAGCCCUUGAGUGAUAACUAAGCAACGAUGACAGGUGAUGUCAUAAAUACUGGAUUGCGUAGAGAUAUAACCCAGCUUGGCUUGGCACAUGCGAAUUCGUGGGACUAUCCAUCGCAGGGGUAGCUAUCAUGUAGAAUCAUGACCUGACCGUGCUUCCCCCAAAAUCAGGGUCGGACAAUGGAUCUAGGACUGACAAACAUACAUGUCCUCAUUACAGGCGCAAGCGGAGGCAUUGGCCUUGAGACCGUCAAACUCUACUUAUCCCUCGGUGCAAAUGUAACUGCACAUUACAACUCCAACGCCAAACCCAUCCAGGCUCUCCAGGCCAGCUUUCCCGCACUCCAAUGCGUUCAAGCAGACCUCUCCUCCGAGUUUGCCGUGAAGCACAUGUUCGAUGUGCUCUCAGGCAUGCCGUUCGGCCCUGUGGCAGUGGUCGUGGUCAACCACGGCAUCUGGCCGCCCGAGGACGUCCCAAUCGUCGAUAUGACUAUCAAGCAGUGGGACAAGACCAUCAGCGCAAACCUCACCUCAAGCUUCCUGGUCUGCCGCGAGUACUUGCGUCACUUGCGCACAGCAACAGACGGUGUGAAAGACAAGGCUGCAAUUGUGCUCAUCGGGAGCGUAGCGGGCAAGUACGGUGAAGCAAACCAUGGCGAUUAUGCUAUCAGCAAGAGUGCAAUGAUGUACGGCCUGACGAUGACACUCAAGAAUGAAAUUGUGAAGAUCGCACCAAGGGGACGCGUAAACAGCAUUGCACCUGGAUGGGUUGUAACGCCCAUGGUACAAGAGGCACUGAACGAUCCAGCCGUCAGCGGACCUGCACUAGCUGCAACUCCACUGAAAAAGCUUGCGACGCCUCUCGACAUUGCAAACCAGAUAUCGGUACUGUCUUCAUCAGUGGUGUCGGGACAUGUGACUGGGCAAGUAGUGUUCAUAGAGGGCGGUUGUGUAGGUGACUUUUGAGGCUCAAUGAUUAUCCACGGGUGAGAGGACGAAAUAUAGGAGCAUUACUAGUGGUUCUGCACAAUACAGCAAGAUGAAAGCAAGUGGGCAGUAUAUUUUGUUAUGGCUAAUCGCUGAUGCAGACAGUAAACUCUGUUCGAGAAAUGUGCCAGUCAUAAGGUUCAGUGCG
Suillus paluster is the source of this 1277-nucleotide messenger RNA. RefSeq names its product NAD(P)-binding protein. The record is from RefSeq and is a predicted model, not a curated record. The transcript has 5 exons. Lineage: Eukaryota; Fungi; Basidiomycota; Agaricomycetes; Boletales; Suillaceae. The coding region runs from base 323 to 1108 and encodes 261 amino acids.